Fonsecaea monophora is the source of this 1710-nucleotide messenger RNA. RefSeq lists its product as hypothetical. The coding region runs from base 1 to 1710 and encodes 569 amino acids. The record is from RefSeq and is a predicted model, not a curated record. NCBI's taxonomy places the organism in Eukaryota, Fungi, Ascomycota, Eurotiomycetes, Chaetothyriales, Herpotrichiellaceae. The transcript has 3 exons. Gene Ontology annotation, molecular function: hydrolase activity.
AUGACACCAGCACCAAUAAGGUCUACGCCAACAUCAGAAUUACAGCCACGUACACGACCACAAGGGAGCAUGGGUAACCAUACCGUAUCCACCGCCACGAUAGUUCGCGACGACCCCGAGAAGAACCCCAAUUCGCUGCACGACUUCCACACGGCCAAACGAGGGCCCAAGAACGUCCCGGCAGUCGUGAUCAUGUCGCGGACGCCCGAACCCAGUACAGAGGGCGGUGGUGACCGCAGUGACGCGGCUAAGAAAGGGAGCUCGCCGCCCAAGGAUCCCGGCCACGCCUACGCCCACACCCAACACAUCCGGUUCGAAUACUUUGACCAGCGCAUCUCGAAUGCCCCCUUUGGGUACGAGCACUUCGUCUCGCUGCCGCCGACGUAUGAUUCGGACCUUACCAGGAACAAGACGUGGCCGCUGAUUCUCUUCCUGCACGGCGCAGGGGAGUCGCAGCGCAGGCCGCACGAGUCGUUUGCCUCGAUCCGCCACGGCGUGCCAAAGAUCAUCCUCUGCUACGACAAGCUAAAGUCCGAUCCGACAGACCGUGAAGACCCUGCAAUCGACAUCCCCCCGGCGCCACGGCUGCGGAAAAGCAAGCAGACACAACAGCAUCAGGGUGAUGGGUCCACGGAACCCGUCCCCCGAGAGACGUGUGAGCUGUUAGCCGAGAACUUUGUCACGGUGACGCCGUCGCUGAACAUGCAGAACGGAUACGGCUGGAACGCGGCCAUCCUGUCAGCCCUGCUCGACGAGAUUGUGAAUCGCUACCGCAUCGACCUGGACAGGAUUCACGUCACGGGCUUCAGCAUGGGCGGCUACGGCACCUGGGAUCUGGCCAUGCAUUCGCCGCGGCGGUUCGCGACGCUGGCCCCGAUCUGCGGCGGCGGCGAUCCCUCGCGGGUCACCCACGUCAAGCAUCUGCCGCACUGGAUCUUCCACGGCGAUCGCGACGACGUCAUCCCCGUACAGGCGUCGAUCCAGAUGGCCAAUGCGCUGAAGAGGGCCGAUGCCACGCAAGUCACCUUCACGCGGUACCCGGGUCUCAUGCACGAUUCAUGGACCCGCACGUACAACAAUCCGGAUCUGUACCGGUGGAUGUUAAGUCAGAGGAGAAAAGUCAGGGGCGACGAGGAAGGUGUUUCGGCCGAAAAUAAAGUCGUCCUAGACACAGACCUGGACUUAGACUUGGAUCUAGAACGAGGCACAAACAAGAUCAAGAUCAAGAAUAAAAUUCAAGAUGUUGUUGACGACGACUCGAUUGUUGGCGAGGGCACGGGCAAAGGAAGCGGGGUUGUUACGGGUGAAGUUGUUGUUGGUGUUGCUGAUGAUGCCUCGUCGGUAUCUACUGUAGUUGUCGUCGUCGGACCUGGAGAUAUUGCCCAAGUAAAGGUUCUCAAAUCAGCUCUGACGUGCCACGACUUUGUCUCCUCUUUCUUCCCUCCACUACCCUCCAGAGGGUUAGAUGGUUUCUUACCAAUAUUCGGAGUCGUCAUCAUAGUCCCAGGGUGCGGGUCGUGGGUAUCGACGACGGCUGCGGCGUUGGUAUGGGGGAACGUGGAAUGUCGCGCCGACGCCAUGCCCCAGGUAGAUGGCCUCGCCGUGACGUCUGCGUCCAUCACGCCCGCGUGUCCGAGUGAAGAGGAUUGGCUCGUGCCAGCCGUCAGGGUGGUAGCGCCAGAUCUCCAUCGGGAAGGGGUUUUGCGUUAG